This is a messenger RNA of Diorhabda carinulata, 852 nucleotides long. RefSeq names its product peptidoglycan-recognition protein LB-like. The transcript has 4 exons. Gene Ontology annotation, molecular function: zinc ion binding; N-acetylmuramoyl-L-alanine amidase activity; peptidoglycan binding. NCBI's taxonomy places the organism in Eukaryota, Metazoa, Arthropoda, Insecta, Coleoptera, Chrysomelidae. The record is from RefSeq and is a predicted model, not a curated record. Bases 128 to 802 code for a protein of 224 amino acids. Gene Ontology annotation, biological process: innate immune response; peptidoglycan catabolic process.
UUCGGUUUUAAAAGUUUUAUCCGACUUUCGGAUGGUUGAUUUAUUUUUCUGUUUUAUUUUUAAAGAGUUACCCAAACAGAUGUACCGGGUUAUUCAUCAUUUUUUACCAGCUUCUUAACAAAUUGUGAUGUACUACACUGUGAUUUUUUGGUCAGUCCUUAUGGAUUCAGUAUCGCUAACUUCAGACCCCACGAUAGUGACUCGUGAAGAAUGGCAAGCCAAACCUCCGAAAUAUACAAAUGCAAUGAUAAAUCCAGUACCGUACGUCGUUAUACAUCACAGUUAUCAACCUCCGGCUUGUUAUAAUUUAGAAGAUUGCAUCAAAGCCAUGAAAUGGAUGCAAGAUUUUCAUCAAAAUACCAGAGGUUGGGCUGAUAUAGGCUACAGCUUCGCCGUAGGCAGCGACGGGAGAGCUUACGAAGGAAGAGGUUGGUCAUGUGUUGGAGCACACGCACCGCUUUAUAACAACAGAAGUAUAGGAAUUUGUUUAAUAGGAGAUUGGAGAGUGGAACUACCCCCCGAACAGCAAUUGACAACAGUUAAACAAUUGAUAGAAAUGGGGGUAAGAGAAGGAUAUAUCCAAUCAAAUUACAAAUUAGUAGGGCACAAACAGGUAAGAGAAGGUACCGAAUGUCCAGGAGAUAGAUUGUAUAAAGAAAUUAUUACGUGGUCUCAUUAUUUCCCCGAUCCCCAAGAAAUAGCUUAUAGAAAUAGAAGCGUCGAUGUAGUGGUACCUCAAAACGUUAACAAAGAUAUCAAAAACGAAGACGAUAAUGAUGAAAAUAAGGCGCCGAUAAGCUGAUUAGAAUUUUAAGAAUUAUAUUUAUAUAAAAAUAAAUUUUACUUUUCAAA